Thalassophryne amazonica is the source of this 1061-nucleotide messenger RNA. RefSeq lists its product as uncharacterized. The transcript has 4 exons. The coding region runs from base 371 to 1057 and encodes 228 amino acids. Gene Ontology annotation, biological process: vesicle-mediated transport. The record is from RefSeq and is a predicted model, not a curated record. Lineage: Eukaryota; Metazoa; Chordata; Actinopteri; Batrachoidiformes; Batrachoididae. Gene Ontology annotation, cellular component: vesicle; trans-Golgi network; Golgi apparatus. Gene Ontology annotation, molecular function: GTPase activity; GTP binding.
UCUUUGACUUGGUCACGGCAGCGUUCAGGUUCUUCUUUUCUGCUUUUGCGCAGCUGAAAUGGACUUUCAGCCCCCGAGGAGAUGAUCCAUCGGUUUCUGGAAGGAUAAUGCAACUCGGGGGACCGACGAAACAAUGAUCAGAUGUUUUUGCGGAUUACGUCUGCGGGACUAUUUCGCUUUUUUUGGGAACUCCGCUGCUGUUCCCGCUUACCUCAGUGAGCAGUUUUAAGUGAUACGUGACUUUUAAAGAUUUUAUUUUCUGGAAUAUGACGUGCCAUUUUAUUUUGCGGUGUUAGUUCUUUUAUGUCGGUGUCAGACUCGGAGAGGUUUUGUGCGUCAUUACGCGCGCGGUGCGCCCUUCGUCGGAAUUAUGCACCAGGAGCGCCUGCUCAAAGUUCUGGUCAUCGGUGACCUGGGAGUCGGAAAAACGUCCAUCAUAAAGCGCUACGUCCACCAGGUGUUCUCCCAGCAUUACCGCGCCACCAUCGGGGUGGACUUCGCCCUCAAAGUCCUCAACUGGGAUCACAAGACCGUGGUGCGCCUCCAGCUGUGGGACAUCGCUGGGCAGGAACGUUAUGGCAACAUGACCCGCGUCUACUACAGAGAGGCAGUGGGAGCACUUGUUGUCUUCGACAUGACUCGACUGUCCACAUUUCAGGCUGUCCUCAAAUGGAAGGGAGACCUGGACUCCAAGGUCACCCUGAGUGAUGGCACGCCAGUUCCAGCUGUUCUAUUAGCCAACAAGUGUGACCAGAAGGGUUUGUGUCCCAAACUCCCCAAACUGGAGAACUUCUCCAGAGAACACGGAUUCCUUGGCUGGUAUGAAACCUCUGCCAAGGACAACACCAACAUCGAUGCCGCCGUCAUGUGCCUGGUGAACAACAUCUUGUCUAUGGAAGAGCAGAGAGCACUAACGGAUGUUAAUGCAGAAGGAAGCAUUCUAGUGCUCCCUCACUUGGACUACCAUACAAAAAAGAAGAGUCCCAGCGGAUGUUCCGGUUGCUCUACGAACAAACCCAGAGAGACGACCAAAGAAGGAGGGAUUGAUCUAAACUAGGAAA